This is a messenger RNA of Saccoglossus kowalevskii, 1358 nucleotides long. RefSeq lists its product as uncharacterized. NCBI's taxonomy places the organism in Eukaryota, Metazoa, Hemichordata, Enteropneusta, Harrimaniidae. The record is from RefSeq and is a predicted model, not a curated record.
UACUGUACACCUCGUUCGUUAGCAUUGCCUUCUAAGUGUACCAUGGACAAAUAUAUUGUGGUUUUGGCUGUGCUCACUAUUAUAACUAUCUUAAACAAUGGUGUAGACGGUAAAAGUGUUCUUAAACGAGAAGAUGACUCAGUGGCUGAUCCUGAUUUAACUAUACUACCUUUACAAGACAUAAUUAAUUCCAUGAAUGCUACUACGUCAUCCAAAAGACAGUUGGCCAUCUCUCCAGAUACAACGAUUGGAUACGUGCUGUUUGCAACUUGCACUCACAUAGCGUUUUGGACAAUAGAUUUCACAGAUAUAUUUGAAGGUGGUCAGAUGUUUAUCAAAGUUUAUACCGACCCCAACCUGAUCCCAAAUGAUUGGACAGCUAUUUCACAGAACAUGUUUUUCCGUUUUAUGGGCCACCCGACAUUUACUAUCACAAUUGGGCCAUACGAUCCAUGUACUACGGUCACGAUUAUAACUGAACUGGUAAAGAUCGGAGAAAAGAAAAAGUUAGGUUCAUUCAGUGUGGAGACAGAUUGUCCAUGCAAAUCAGGAAAUGGACAUGGUGACCCACACUAUACAACCUUUCAACAGAAAUCAAUUACUUUCGAUGGUCCAUGUAGUUAUAUUUUAACAGACACCUGCCAAGAAGCUGAGCAUUCAUUGAAGUUAGUUGUGAAGCAUGAAUCCGUCAGUGCCAGUGUUCGUCGCAUAGAGAGUGCCAAUGUUUACGCUGAUGGUCAUGUUGUUAACCUAAUGAGCAAUGGAGACAUAUCGGUUGACGGGCAACUAUGCACGGGAACGACGUGCAUGAUUGACGAUUUAACUGUGGGCUCGUCAACGUUCAGUCAACGAACCAAAAUUAUAUUCUCAUUGACCGGGAAAUGGUGGAUAGAAUGGUCCAGCAAUCCGAAAACUCAUCGCAAUUCGUUGGAUGUGGACAUCAACUCAGAUUCGAUACUUAUUGGUAAAAUGUGUGGACUGUUGGGACCCAAAUAUCCUCCGAGCGAAUCGCAUGCCUUUAAAGGUUACGAAUUGCCCGAUGGCAGGGUUACCAUGGACAGUGACGUACUGGGAAACAGCUGGGUACAAGAAGGGAGUUGUGAAGGAUAACGUGAUGGAUAGAAAUGAUGGACCAACUGAUUUAUUUGUCAAUGAUUAGUCGAUAAAUAUGAAGAUAAAUAUGUUGUCACAAUAUUUCAAUCUGUCUGAUAAUCUAUGAAUCCCUGAUUACGUUAACGAAUUAGAAUCUAGUGAACGGUUACGUAAUAAUGUACUGAAGCUUACCUUUUGAGUGUAUACUACUAUAUAGCAAUAUUACUGACAAAUCACUUAUGUAGAAAUAAAUAUCAAUGCAUACU